Messenger RNA from Manis pentadactyla (Chinese pangolin), 2266 nucleotides. It is a transcript of the gene FBXW9, whose product is annotated as F-box and WD repeat domain containing 9. The record is from RefSeq and is a predicted model, not a curated record. The coding region runs from base 375 to 1913 and encodes 512 amino acids. Lineage: Eukaryota; Metazoa; Chordata; Mammalia; Pholidota; Manidae. The transcript is spliced from 10 exons. Gene Ontology annotation, cellular component: preribosome, large subunit precursor. Gene Ontology annotation, molecular function: protein binding.
UUGAAUCACUAGUAUGCCCCAGACUGAACAGGAAAAGGGACUUAGUUUCUAACAUCAGUUCUGCUUGAGAGGCACCUGCGACAGAAGCGUGUAAAAUCACAAACAGCUGUCCCUCCGCAUCAGCACAACCAGCGUUGCUUGUUUAAAAAGCAGGAACCAGGAAUCUGCAUUUUCCAGUUAGACCAACACAGCUGCCAAAGACCCUUCCAGCUAGCGGGAUUCCAGGAUCCUUCCUGUUUCUGCGUGGCCAGCUUGUUUCCGGCCGCCGCUUAACGUCAUCAGGGAGCACCGGAAGCGCGCUAAUGCUGCCUAGGAGACAGGACGCGAAGGCCCUAGGCUGAUAUAGCCUGGCUGGGCGCGCCCACCCGGUCGCCAUGGAGCUGCCUCCAGGGCCGUGUGAUGAUCCCCGCUCCUGGGACGAUGAUUCCGACCCGGAGCCGGAGCCCGACCCCGACGCGCAGGCCAAGGCCUACGUGGCCCGCGUGCUCAGUCCGCCGAAAAUGGGACUGGCGCCCCCGCGCGCCCCUCUGUUGUCCGCGCCUGCCGGAUCCCCUGGCACCCUGGAGCCGCUGGCAGCACUCAAGGGCCAGGCCGUGGGAGUCCCGGGCCUGCUGAGCCUUCCCCCGGAGCUGCUGCUCGAGAUCUGCGCCUACUUGGACGCGCGCCUCGUGCUCCACGUUUUGCCGCGCGUGUGCCACACGCUGCGCAACCUCGUGCGUGACCGUGUCACCUGGCGGCUACGCGCACAACGCCGUGUACGCGCGCCCUACCCUGUGGUGGAAGAGGAGGACUUUGAUUGGCCGGCAGCCUGCAUUGAGCUGGAGCAGCACCUGUCGCACUGGGCAGAGGAUGGGCGCCGGGUUGAGUACUUCUGCUUGGCUGAUGGGCACUUUGCUUCUAUUGACUCAGUGCUGCUGCUCCAGGGUGGGACACUGUGUCUGUCGGGCUCUCGAGAUCGCAACGUCAACCUGUGGGACUUGCGGCAGCUCGGGGUGGAGCCCAGCCAGGCCCUGGUCAAAGCCCUGGGCACUCAGAACAGCACCCACAAGGGCUGGGUGUGGUCACUGGCGGCGCUGGACCACCGAGUGUGCUCCGGUUCUUGGGACAGCACGGUGAAGCUCUGGGACAUGGCAGCUGAUGGGCAGCAGUUUGGCGAGAUAAAGGGCAAGGCAGCAGUGCUGUGUCUGUCCUACCGGCCUGACAUCCUUGUUACUGGCACCUACGACAAGAAGGUGACUGUCUACGACCCCAGAGUCGGCCCGGCCCUGCUGAAGAGCCGGCGGCUGCACUCGAGUGCGGUGCUGGCGCUGCUGGCAGACGACCGGCACAUCAUCUCGGGCAGUGAGGACCACACGCUCGUAGUGUUUGACCGCCGGGCCAACAGCGUCCUGCAGCGGCUGCAGCUGGACUCCUACCUGCUCUGCAUGUCCUACCAGAGGCCCCAGCUCUGGGCUGGCGACAACCAGGGCCUGGUGCAUGUCUUUGCCAACCGCGAUGGCUGCUUCCAGCUUGUCCGGUCCUUUGACGUGGGCCACAGGUCUCAGAUCACAGGGAUCAAACACUCACUGGGGGCCUUGUACACCACAUCCACCGACAAGACCAUCCGGGUGCAUGUGCCCACAGACCCACCAAGGACCAUCUGCACCCGAAGCCACCACAACGUGCUGAAUGGGGCCCUGGGCACAAGGAGUCCAGGCCCAGGGGAGGUGAGGUUGGUGUCCACCCACCUGCCCACCCAGGGCUGCUCCCCACCCUUGGGCACUGUUUCUAUUGUGAUUAGGAUGCCAGCUGUCCCUGAAGAGCGAAAGAGAAGUAAACAUUCUGUGCUGGUGCUUCAGCCUGGACUUUGGGCUCAUUGUCACCCGAGCUCUGCCUCACCUGCUUGGAGCUGGGGCAUGUCUCUGAGGGCGUGAAAGCCUCAGUGGCAGCUGCUGUUGUGUGUCUGGGCAUGUGUGCUCGCUGAGUGCGUUUCUGGGAUCGUGUGUCUGCGUGUCCCUGGGGAGGCGGUCUGGCUGGGUGUGUGGUGACGGUAACCCUGCCUGUGCAUGUCUGAAUGCCGCUGGGUGUGGGUGUGUGCAAGAAAGAGGGAGGCUCUUAAGGACCUGGGCACGUUGGUACAAUGACACCUCUGUAUGUGUGUGACAUGUGUGCUGUGUGUUGGCAUGUAGACUGGGACUCUGCCCUGGCUGUGUUUGUGCAGUGGGACAGGGCACUGGCUAAUGCAGAAGUGCGUGCUCUUCUAUCCAGGAUCCGGGAGGUCUGUGCU